AUGACGAAACUCUCGGCUUUCUUUUGUGGAAUGUUCCCCUCCAGCUCUCCUCCGGUUGAUCAGAGUCCCAGUUCCGCGCCGGUGCAUACUCCAGCUCCUCCGCCUUCUACACGACCCACACCAGCUCCUCCGGCACCUCCACCACGGCCACCGAUGAAAACACCGGAGGUCUCCGAGCAGGUCACGAAUGAGGUGCUUCAGGAUUCGAUAGACGCAGUGACAAGCGGCGUUCAAGCAUGGGACCCAGAAGAGUACAUUCUCAACUCGCUCCUGCAGGAAGCAGUUCGAAAUCAUGGACGAGUGGAUCUGAUGCAGAAGAAGAGCGGGGAGAAGUUUGCCGUGAAAAGGAUGCCGAACAGGUGGGUCCGCGAAGGAGACAGGGAGUUCAAUGAGCAGUACCCGACUGCCUCAGAACGUCCUUGGGUGGACAUCGGCCUCGUGAGGUAUUUGAACACCAUCCAAUAUCCAUAUGCUUGUGAGCUCAUCGGUGUCUUUCGUGACGAAGAGAACACAUACGUGACAGUUUCAUUAGCUACGCAAGGGGAUCUUUUCUCUUGGUGCGAUCGAGAUCCACGCCCAGGACCCGCCAGGGAGGCGGUCAUGCUCCCCAUUGUCGGGCAGAUCUUCACAGCAGUUAGGUGGCUUCAUGACUUGGGUGUGGCGCAUCGAGACUUGUCCUUGGAGAAUAUUCUCCUGACGGACAAUGGAGGCUCGCAGCAGGUCAAGCUCAUCGAUUUCGGAAUGUCUACCACCCAACGGGUAUGCAAGAGAGAGCUCCGUGGUAAGCAAUCCUACCAAGCUCCCGAGAUGCACGGUCCAGAAUACGAUGCCUUUCUGGCCGACGAGUUCGCGCUCGGGGUUGUUCUCUUCGCCAUGGCCGUGCAGGACUACCCUUGGACUUCAACCAAGAAGAACUCAUGCCAGCUCUUUGAGUACAUCUCCACCUUUGGCUUGAUGAAGUUCUUGAAGAAGAGAAAGUUACGCAAGGGCGCGGAGCACUUGUCGGAUGUCCUAAGCACCGAGCUUGCUCAGUUGAUCGAUAGCAUGCUGCAGUUGGAGCCCGGCAACCGUCUUUGCCUUGGCGAAUCCUGCUUCAGCGGUGAGGCCCGCCGCUCGGUGUGGGACGAGGUAUGGAUACAACGCUUUCGCGGACAAAAGUAA
Messenger RNA from Symbiodinium necroappetens, 1161 nucleotides. The record is from the annotation of a GenBank genome assembly. NCBI's taxonomy places the organism in Eukaryota, Dinophyceae, Suessiales, Symbiodiniaceae.